GAAAAGCAAACAUUUUCUAGGGGCAUAACAACAACAUCUCACUUCAUGAAGGAACCAAUAGUGGUGCAACUGGAGAUCUGCAUGUUUUUUUGUGGACAUUUCCAGCCUUCAUGGCGAGUCCAAGACACGACCCUUGUGGGACGCCAAAGGUGUUUGGUGAAGAAAAGGAGCAUCGAUAGAUGGUUUUGUUCCACUUCUACAGCUAAACACAGAAUACUUUCUGGUUCGAACACAAAAGAAAACGUGUGUUAACAACCACAGAAAGAUGCGUUCAAGGAAAAUCUAAUCCAGGAUGCUGUUUACAUGGAGGCCUGGUGAUGCUUCGAGUCUAUAGUCUAAAACUUUCCACUAUGAUGAGAGUGCAGGCUGCACAUACGCAGAAGUUGGACUUCAGUCUGUGAGCUGAGUCUUUUCUGUGUGAAGAUGAGGGUGAACAUCUACAGCUGCCUGCUCGUCUUUGUUCUGGGCUGUAACAUCACUGCAGCAAUAAGACAUGAAAUAGUCCAGGAGAAGCAGUCAGUCCUUCUGCCUUGUCCUCACGCUGUGGAGGGUGAAGUGACGUGGAGCAGAGAGACGAACGGACACAGAGUUGAUAUUCUUACAGUUGAUGGUGACAGGGAGGAGAAACACAUUCCUGAUCCAGGCGGACGAUACAGUUCACUGGCUGAUCCUUUUAAAUCACUUUACAUUCGCAGAGUUAACAUGUCAGACUCUGGAACAUACUUCUGUAAUAACGCAGCAGCUGUGCAGCUGACGGUGAUCCCACCAGGUUUCAUAAUUUAUCUGCUCCAAACCAUCAGAACAAUCAUACGUAACGCGACAGAGAAGACAAAUGUCACUCUGAACUGUCCUCCUGAUGCUGGAGGAUCAGAUGCUCCAACAUGGAGCAAAGACGGGCGUGAAAUACAAAACCAACGGGUUCAUGUCUCGUCUGUGGACAAGACGUUGACUAUAACAUACGUGCUGCCUCGUGACUCUGGACUUUACUACUGUGAUGGAAAACCUGCUGUGUACCUGACUGUGAUCAAAGCUGAGACAUCUGACAGAGGAGAAAAGACAACAACAACGACCACGAAGCCGACUACGACCACGAAGCCGACUACGACUAUGAAGCCGACCACGAAGCCGACCACGAAGCCGACCACGAAGCCGACUACGACUACGAAGCCGACCACGAAGCCGACCACGAAGCCGACUACGACUACGAAGCUGACUACGACAAAACUAACGACUACAGCAUCACCAUUGUCCAGCACAGCUGCUCCUCACCUGUGGCAAACUGUCCGACUGGUGAUUGGAGGAGUCUAUCUAAUCAUCAUGAUCAGCAUCACUGCCACCGCCUGGACAGAAGCUCGACAGAAACAGAAGCGACGCGCGACACAAAGAGAAAAUAACUUCUGAUCCUCCGUCACACAGAAACAAGAGCUGUCUGAUGGACGGAGCUGCUGGACGUCCUGCACACCUCAACAGUCUCUGCUGGAGGUUUUCACUCUGCAUUUUAAAACCUCUGCUGAGGAGGACUGUGCUUUCAGUGGCCACAGCUUUAGAUUCAGCAUUAUAGAAUAAUAUAUGGUGUAUAUAGCCAAGGAACUUCAUACAUAUGGAUUGUGUUUAUAAAAGAUGUUGGUUUUAAAAAUGUUUUUGAGGCUUUAAUAAAACUCAUGACUAACUUUUCCCUUCAACAAUAGCAUCUAAAAAUGAGAAAACCUUUUCUUUCUUCUGUAUCAUAAAGAGACUUUGUUGUUUUAUUUCACUCUUUGAACUGUUUAUACUGUGUAUUGUUCCUUGUUUGCACAGACUUGUAUGAUUACUGUCCAGUUGUUUGUUUUCUUAGCAAAUGGCUCCAAGUGGCAGUUAAUAACCUAAAAAAAAUUGUUAAUCAAAUGAGGUUUAUAUUUGAUUUAUAAAUCAAUUCUCAGCACACUGCAGUUGUUUCUAAGUACAAAUCAGUGUCUACUCCUGCAGCAGACGACUGGUUCAAUGGAAAGACUUCUGGCUGAAAGGUUCAAGAGGAGAAUGAUCACCAGUAUUACACUGCAAGAAGGUUCAAAAGUCUUUUAUUCAACACAAAGAUGAAAGCACAAGUGUGUGUGUGUGUGUGUGUGUGUGUG
This is a messenger RNA of Acanthopagrus latus (yellowfin seabream), 2111 nucleotides long. RefSeq names its product cell wall integrity and stress response component 4-like. The transcript has 9 exons. Lineage: Eukaryota; Metazoa; Chordata; Actinopteri; Spariformes; Sparidae. Bases 424 to 1401 code for a protein of 325 amino acids. The record is from RefSeq and is a predicted model, not a curated record.